CGCAUUUUCAGUGGACAUCCGACAUCCCUUUCGUUUUUGGUAAAAUAAAAAAGAGAAUAUUCUCUCUCCUCUUCCCCAAACUCACCGUCCACAACACUGUUUUAAAUACCCGACAUUUUGUCUUUCAUAAUCUCUCUCACGCACACACACAUAACUCCUGCACACACGCACAUACAACAACAGGCAAACUAAACCGAUCGUCUCGUUGGUAGCCGACGGGUAGCUCGGGAAAUGACUGAAACGACGUCGGAUGGAGCUGUUCCGUCUCUCUUUUCUCCUUACCAGAUGGCCGGCUUCAAACUCUCACACAGGGUUGUGCUAGCACCGAUGACCAGAUGCAGAGCACUGAACGCCAUGCCCAACUCUGCCCUUGUUGAGUACUACACGCAGAGGGCCACAAAUGGCGGAUUUCUUAUCACUGAAGGAACCAUGAUUUCCCCUACUGCCGCUGGGUUCCCGCAUGUGCCUGGCAUUUUCAACAAGGAGCAAGUGGAGGCGUGGAGGAAAGUAGUGGAUGCUGUGCAUGCUAAAGGUGCUGUUAUAUUCUGUCAGCUGUGGCAUGUGGGCCGGGCUUCGCAUCCAGAGCUUCAGCCUGGUGGAAUAGCCCCAGUGUCCUCCACUGACAAGCCAAUAUCCAAGAGGUGGAGAGUAUUGUUGCCUGAUGGAAGCUAUGGAGUUUAUCCUGAGCCACGCAAAUUGGAAACCUAUGAAAUACCAGAGCUGGUGAGACAAUAUCGACAGGCGGCCAUAAAUGCCAUUGAAGCAGGCCAGUCUAUUUCUUCAUGCUGCUUUGAUGGCAUCGAGAUACACGGAGCCCACGGCUACCUAAUCGACCAAUUCACAAAGGACGGCAUCAACAACCGCACGGACGAGUACGGAGGGUCACUCCAAAACCGCUGCAAAUUCAUCACACAGAUCGUCCAAUCAGUGGCCUCAGCCGUGGGGCCAUCCCGAGUCGGAGUUCGUAUCUCGCCCGCAAUCGACCAUCUCGACGCCGUGGACUCUGACCCUCUCACACUGGGCCUGGCAUUAAUCGAGCGGCUCAACAAAUUUCAAUCAGAUUCCGGAUCGAGGCUAGCGUACCUGCACGUGACGCAGCCUCGGUACACGGCCUACGGGCAGGCAGAGCCCGGCAGGCAUGGAAGCCCGGACGAAGAGGCCCGUAUGAUGAGGGCGUGGCGUGGGGCCUACGACGGCACGUUCAUUUGCAGCGGCGGGUUCACGAGGCGGCUGGGGAUGGAUGCGGUGGCUGGGGGUGAUGCGGACCUGGUGGCUUACGGGCGGAUGUUCAUUGCGAACCCGGAUUUGGUGGAGCGGUUGAAGUUGGAUGCACCUAUGAAUAGGUAUGUUAGGGCGACUUUCUACACGCAUGAUCCUGUCGUGGGGUACACGGACUACCCUUUCUUGGGAAAUGGCGGUGGUGGAAAAAUCGGGCUGGUUUCGCGUCUGUGAAUCGGUAUUGUUAUUCUGGGAGGCUGAUAGGUUUUCUUACUUAUCAGAAAGAUUUAGAACAUAUGCGUGUAUUUUUUGUGUGUACUGUAAACCAAUUAGAACGACUCGAGUCCUGAUGGAAUAACGAUAUAUGGGAUGGGGUGAGGAGUUUGGUUUUUGGUGCUGGACUGAAUCGAGUAAAAGCUGAGUUUUAACUUUUAAGCUCAGAUAGUUUCGGUUCAUGAAUUUCGUAAUUGUGUAAUAAAAGGGUUAAUUGCAAAAAAAACCCAACUUUUUUUAAAGUUGAGAAAAAAAACUCAACUUUUUACAAUUUAGCAAAAAAAUACCCAACUUUUCAA
This is a messenger RNA of Striga asiatica, 1790 nucleotides long. The record is from the annotation of a GenBank genome assembly. Lineage: Eukaryota; Viridiplantae; Streptophyta; Magnoliopsida; Lamiales; Orobanchaceae.